Messenger RNA from Bacillus rossius redtenbacheri, 3582 nucleotides. RefSeq names its product aminoacyl tRNA synthase complex-interacting multifunctional protein 1 (gene AIMP1). Gene Ontology annotation, molecular function: tRNA binding. The record is from RefSeq and is a predicted model, not a curated record. The transcript has 4 exons. Bases 121 to 1044 code for a protein of 307 amino acids. Lineage: Eukaryota; Metazoa; Arthropoda; Insecta; Phasmatodea; Bacillidae.
CUCUAUGAUACCGUAUAGAAAUUGCUGAGGGAAAUAUGUCAACACGUGAAAUGACACGCUGUUGCUGUUCUGCGUAACUUCAAAAUUCGUAUUUUGCGAUAUUUAUCGUGUUAAAAUCAAAUGGCUUCUUCAAAUGUUCUCGAGAGACUAGAACUGCGUGCUGUUGAAGCGGAGAAAUUAAUUGAAUCGUUAAAACUGGAGGUUGCAGAUAUAAAGAAGUCAUCAUCAUCACUAGGCAGAGUUAAACUAGAAGUAGAAAAUGAACGUCUGAGGAAAGAAGUUGAAGAAUGGAAAGAUAAACUUAUCAAGUUGGAAGUAACUAAUGGCAAGCUACAGAUCCCGCUGCCAUCUCAAAAUGGGGUUUCGACAGCAGCUUGUGGUGAAAGACUUCCACAGCAAAAGGAACGGACUGGCAGCUCGGAAGUGAAAGUCAAGCCCCCAGUCGAGGACGCGCCGGUGGAAAGUAAACCCGAAGAUCGAAAGAAGAAGGAGAAGAAGCAGCAAGUCGGCGAUGAAAGUAAAAAGGGCAAAGCCACAAGCGAAGAGCCGCCUGUGGACGUGGGACGGUUGGAUUUGCGCGUGGGACGAAUAGUGGAGGCGAAGAGACACCCGGACGCAGAUUCGUUAUACCUGGAGCAAGUUGACGUUGGAGAAGAGAAGUGCCGCACCGUGGUCAGCGGUCUGGUGAAGCACGUGCCCUUGGAGGACAUGCAGGGUCGCAUGGCGGUUCUCCUGUGCAACCUGAAGCCGGCCAAGAUGCGGGGCGUCACGUCCGAGGCGAUGGUGAUGUGCGCCAGCUCCCCGGACAAGGUGGAGAUCCUGGCGCCCCCGGGGGGCAGCGUCCCGGGAGACCUCGUGCACGUGGAGGGCUACCCCCGAGCGCCCGACCUCGUCCUCAACCCCAAGAAGAAGGUGUUCGAGACGGUGGCCCCCGACCUGCUGACGGACGGGGCCGGAGUGGCCACGUACAAGGGCGUGCCUCUCGCUGUCCCAGGGAAGGGUGUGGUGUCGGCUCCCACGCUCGCGGGCGUCCAUAUCAAGUAGAGCUUUACUCGAGGGGGAUGGUUGGGAACCUAACAUUUCCUACGUCAAAACAAUAUUUUUAUUGUUUCGCUGAAAUAUAUGUUGCACUAAAUUUAACGGAAUGCCUGGAGUUAAGAGCGAUUGGUUGCGACAAAUAUUUUUUCCGUAUGAAGUCAUUGAGGUUCAGUAAUAACUCUCUUGCUUCAACACCCAUUUUGGAUUUUUGGUUCCUCGCUGAUUCCUGAUCUUCAUGAAUAAAUAUUUCGAAACUAAGACUAUGGAAGUAAACUUGUAUGCAUUACCCAGUUUUUCAAAGACAGAAAUUGAACUUUAAAUGAGUAACAAUAAUGCUAUUACAAGGAAAAAAUUUGAAUUGUAAAUAUUUGUCUGACUUUUUUUUUUAUAAAUAUUCAGAUGUAAUGUAAAAUAUUUACUGUGCAAAAAUUCAAAAUAGAAAGUUAUUACUAAUUACAUAGUAAUGCUUGUAUAGUGAAACCAUUGUGGGAUUUGCAACUAAAUUAAAAUAAUGUCAAAAUGCAGUAACCCAAUGUGGAUUGUUAUGUAGAAUGUUCACAUGCUGGAAAAUCAGGGCAGUUGGAAUUGGACAGGGAAAUUUAGAGUAUUGAAAUUUUAUUUUUAUUAUAUAUAUAUUUAUUUAUUUAUUUAUCAUUGAAAUUCAAACUACACUUUAAUACCUAUGAGGUAUCUUUCUGUAAGUGUAUCAAUAACCAAAAUGCCCGGUAAGGUAAAAUAUUACUGAUCUAAAAUUACUGUUCAGGCAAUAUAAUCACUUAACUGAAAAGAGUGCCAAAUUAAUUUAGUUGUAUGUACCGAAAUCUUCGAAUUAAGUACUACAAUAUUAAAAGGAAAAUAUUUCAAGAAAUAUAAUUAAAUGUUAAGCAAUAUACAACUAAUUAAUUAAUUGUAUUCAAAAUUAAUGGUUGAUACUUAAAUAAUACGAAAAUUAAAAAAAAAAUUUCCAAACAGUAAUUAGCCUCAGUAAACAAAUCUAUCUCAUUUAAAAUAGCACUAAGACUAAUUAAACAAAAUUUGUCAGGACUUCUGAGGGAAUAUACUAAGUUUAUCAGGAAUAGUUGUGCAAUAUACAAAGUUAAUCUAAGUUAAAUUUAAAUUAUGAAUUAUACAAACUUUAAUAGAAAUCAAUGAUAAUAUGAAGAAUUUUGGAUUCAACUAACCUAUUUUGCAAUAUUAAUCUAUUACUAACUAAACACACAUAUACCUGAAGCAGCAACGCAUCAUCACCAUACAUACAAUUGUAGAAAUAUCGAAUCAAUACCAAAAUCUUAAAAAUAUUAAUUUUUGUAGUCUUUUAUAGCAAUGAACAGAAGCUGAUGAACUUGAAUGUUGAUUCAGUCCUGUAGUAGUAUACGUUAAGAGUUAUUUUAAAAGCAGCGAAUCUUCAUCUAGCUAGUAAUCGUCUAUUAAUGUUUUUUUUUACAAGUGUCAAAUUCACAUUCUUCAAUAUUGCUCCGUAGAUAUCCCUUUAAAUUCGGUGUAGGACUUUAAUUAAUAAAUAUAUUAUCACAUUAAAAAUGACAGUUCUUUUCAGCCUUCUAAAUUAAGUAUUUGUUACAAAACUCAAUGUUCUUAAUAAUCACUUUCAUUUAUUUGUCCUUGCCCUUGUUUUUAAAAACUAACACAUUUGAUUACAAACAGGAUUUAGCCUAUAUAAAAAAAAUCAUACAAGUUUCCACAGAGAUUUUAUGCACAAGCAUAGAGAUAGAGUAAUGCUGUAAUUUAUAAUAAAAAGAUUAUAGCUGCUGUUAUCAAAAAAAUUACUUAUUAAAUUUUCUAUCGACAAAAUACAGUACAAUUUCAUUACAGUAUUUUCGUUAAAUUCUGGAAAAGUCAUACAAAUUUUCCAGUGAUUAUUAAUUUGAGGGGAAAAUGUCAUGCUCCAGUUUGCCCAGACUUUGAAAGCAUUCCUUUAGCUAUAAAAAGUUGUAAUAAUUUUCACUGUUGUUUUGUAAUUCUAGGCCAGAUUAUGGGGAUGGUGGAAGCAGAAUUUUCUUUAUUUCUCUAUGAAAAAUUUAAAAUAGGUAUUUUAAAAAAUAAGUCAGAGAAAAGAGGGGAAAUUUUAUUACAGAUUUGUGAGAAUAUCAUCGUUAAGCUGAACCUUAUAUGUAUCUGUAUUUAAAAAUGACUUCAAGUGUAAUAAUAUUGUCAACAGUCGCAGCCGAAAAAUUCUGUUUGUGUGUUCUCUGCGAAGACAUAUUUUCAGUGACAAACAAUUCCAAAUUGUUAUGAUCUUAAACUUUUGAAACUAGGAUAGCACCUUUCAGUUCCUAUCCACCCCUUCCCCUGUGAUGCUGGUAUGCAAUGAGGCAGAGGCCGAUUCAUCAUGCUUGGUUUGUGUUGUGCAAAAUACUCGGAUCCCCUACUCUACAGUGUGAUGUGCAGGGUAAACUGAAGGCUUGUUAUUUAUAUUUUUCACGUCCAAUUUUAAUACUGUUUACAAUUUACUAAAAGCAAAAGUGUAUUUUGUGCCUUUACCAUGCCUGUAUUAAGUAUGCAAAUAAAAAUACGAAAUUUUUCAAA